This is a messenger RNA of Musa acuminata subsp. malaccensis (wild Malaysian banana), 1578 nucleotides long. Lineage: Eukaryota; Viridiplantae; Streptophyta; Magnoliopsida; Zingiberales; Musaceae. The record is from RefSeq and is a predicted model, not a curated record.
CCGCGGCGAGGACGCCCUAGCCUCUUCGCGAUCUCUCCGGCCGCUGCCGGCCGUGCCCUUCCGCCGCCGCUUCAUCGCUUCGCUGCAGGCCGAACCGUCUCUUCCCUGGUACCGUUAGGUUUGUUUGGAUUUGACUAUGACGAAUCACGAAAUCUCAAAGCUUGAGGAGAGGCUUCAGCAUCUUCUCGUCCAAUUUCAAGUCGAGGCUGGGGUCCUUGAUCGAAUGGUCUAUAAGAACAAGAAUCAACAUCGUCGCAGUUCCUACUUCCAGUACCUUUUGAAGGUGAGACGUGAUGUGAAGCUUCUUCAGUCUGCUGGACUGGGGGAGAUCUUGAAAGUGCUCUUUCCCAUCAUCAAUGGAAGAAGAGCUGCUCAAAAGGCAUUUUAUCCCACACGUUCAAAGUCAAAUAGCUCUGGCUCAAAGCAUAACUGUCAGGAUCGACUAUUAGGCGUUGCACGAUUAUUAUCCAAGAUGACCGAACCAAUACUCAGGGCAGCUACUCAGAUAUCUUUAUUGCUUGCUAAGUCCUUCUUCACAGGAUUUUGCAUCACUAUACUCUCUUUGCUUGCCCGUCUCCGGGUUCUAGUUCAACAGAUGUUACUCGAUGUCAUUCUGAUAUAUAAUAAGGUUUCAUCUCUUUCUCAAGAAAGGCAAUCUGUAAAACUUUUUCAGGAUGGAAUAGAGGCUUUUAGGGAGUAUUAUCCCUCAACCGAGAGAGUUCUUAUGUUAGAUUGUGUCUGGAGAGAAGAUAAAUUUUUCUUGGUUGAAAAAACAGAAAAUAGAAAUAUCGAGAACAGGAAUGAAGAUCUAAGUGCUGUUCCCUUCACAACAUCUGUCCAGUAUGAAACCUUCGAACUUUUUGAUGAAGCAACCAAGCAUGAAAAUAUAUGCUCCCCUACCAUGGAAACUGACACCCAUCCACCGAAAGACCAACCAGAGACGGUAGCCAUCAUAGGAAACACUGUGAAUUCUGAAGAUGCAAGGACUCUGGAAGCGGUAAAGUUCGCCUCGGCAGAUGCUGAAGAAGUACUAGCUGCAAAAGUAGAUACAUUUCUCAGUGCUACAACCCCGGAACCUCAAACUAAAUCCAGAAGAAAUGUUGCAUUUGUUCCAGUGAAAAGGUCAAACCCGUCCGACACAAACACAAGUGGGCCAAGCAAGAAGAUGAAGUUGGACUUGGUUUCAAGCAAUUCAACAGAAGCUGAAGAUCCAUUUUUGGAUCUGCUAUUUUCUGGAAGGGUGGAGAGUUCUGUUCUGUGAUAUCAUGCAGCGGUGGAAAUCAACGUGUUGUCUCCGUGCUGUCUUGGUAUGAAGUGGCCAUCCGAAGAGCACACCCUUGCUAUUUAUUCAGAGGAUGCAAUCAAUACAGGUCAAUUGGAAGCAACUUGCGACUGUCGAGAAAACUGAACCAGAUGCUAGUAGGCAAUCUUGAUCAACCAAGCUGUAGGAAUUUUUUUCUUCCAAUGAAACAUAAUGUAUUAUUAUGAUACAGGCAACUCACUAGAGAUUUACGAUUUUAGUGUCCUUGUCUGCAGAGAUCAAAACCAAUGCAGGAAGGAGAAUUUCAUUUGCUAGAA